Microdochium trichocladiopsis is the source of this 2496-nucleotide messenger RNA. RefSeq lists its product as uncharacterized. Bases 233 to 2374 code for a protein of 713 amino acids. The record is from RefSeq and is a predicted model, not a curated record. The transcript has 2 exons. NCBI's taxonomy places the organism in Eukaryota, Fungi, Ascomycota, Sordariomycetes, Xylariales, Microdochiaceae.
ACUUUGUAGUGCAGGCUGCCAGAUGAGGACCUGCUGGUGUUCCCCAAUGUCUAACGCUCUGAGCGGCUUGUGACGCAGACGCCACAACGUCCUCACGAGACAGUCCGUCUUCACGAAGCAACAAGUUCUUUCCCUAACGCAUGGGUGUGGACAGCAUAUCGAAAAAUCACCAAACAGCCACUACAGAGCCAAUUGCUCGAAUCAAGGUUGAACUUCCCGCAGGUCAGAUACAAUGGCAAACGCAUCUGCCACGCCCAAUCAUGAGCUUUGCGCCUUGCCCAAAGCGACAAAUGACAUUACAUUCUUCUCUCGAACGAUUCCCGACAUACCAAAGAGGGCAUUCAUAGUCGGCCUAUGCUCUGUUCCGAUAUCUCGAGCUCAGCCAGAUGACCUUGGAUGGCAUAUUACAGACUUCUUGGCUUGGAAAACACUCUUCCGUGGCCGCGGAUCCCCCAAUUCGCAAGCAUGGUUCGCAGCCUGCGACAUCGCCCAAUUAGUCAAAGCUCGGCCAGAAGACUAUACUCAUGGUCCCGAAAAGACUGUCGUCAGACGCGCUCUCAGGCCCUCUUUUGACAACAUUCCAGGCGUUGGAUUACGUGCCAGGGACGAUUAUAAAUACCCUGAUUCGACAGAUAGUUUGACAGAGAGAUUCUUGAGCACCGUUUCUCAAUUUUCGCUAAAGGCAUCGAAGGCUGGCAUGCCCCUGGUCAUUUUCCUUUGCGGCCCGGCGAACCUAAAUCAGGACAUUUACCUUGGCGAUGCUGAGCAUCAAGCUUGGAUCAGAAGCAACGACAUCCGGAACGCUAUGCUUGACAGUCACAUCAUAUCUGUGGUCGUCACCCCGUCGCCGUUCUCCCCAGGAUGGCAGAUUAAUCCAUGCUUCAGUGCCGAACUAAGUCUCAAGACAAGAGCUGCUGCCGAUGUCUUCUUAGCGAUGCAGUUCGGUGGUCUCGUCAGUCGGGAACUUCUUAAGAGCUGUCUUGGGGAUGACGGUCCGUGGCUUAACAGGGUCAUGCUGGACAUGGAUACCGCCCCGAUUGUGUCAGCCUUGGGGCCAAUCGAAGCAAAUAUUGAGCAAGUGGAGGCUGCGCGGGCUGUUGUACGAAAGCUCAGCCAAACGUUGUCAGGACGUUCUCUUGGGCCAGGCGAUCAUCACGCGUUCAGCUUUGAGACUGAUGAUGAUGAUUGGGAGAAAUAUAUCGGGCCACGCCAGGGACCUCUACUAUCAGAGCUCAAGAUGAAAUGGGACAGAUUGCCAAAGCUUAUCCGUCAAGGUUCACUUCCUUUGGAAGGUCUCAGCCUUUUGGGGAAUGCCUUCGGCGGCCUCGUGAGCUCUCAGACAGAGCACAUGCGGCUUCUUGUGGACGAGACGGUAUUGGCACUCAAGAAAGCGGCGGCGGCACCCUCUUCCGACGGGGUCUUGAAGUGCGAGCUUGACUAUUUUUUCAGCCAUGAUGGAGAAGAGUCUACGCUUUCCGAGCUUUUCUAUUUCCUUGAGCACAGAGCUACCUCUGCCGUCCUCGGUGACGUGCUUUUGAAACGCCUUGGCCUGUAUGAAUGGGCACCGGCUCCUGGACGAUAUCACGAAUGGAACCCCGUGGCGUGGAAGGCAUCUCGAAAUUUGACGCUCCAGAGCGCCGAGACCAAACUAGCCAUGGCCCUUGAUGCCAUACUCGUGUUUCCCUCAGAAUACCGCCUUCCCAAAACGCUAUUUCAAGAAUUCAAAAGGGCUGAGCAUCACCCUCCAAUCUAUUGCCAGUACAUCGCGGCGGCUGUCACGGCCAGUGGACGGUGCCCCGAUUCGGUAAUCACGGAGAUCCACAAAGUGCUUGAGGGGGUGUUCAAAGAGCAAACAGCAAGGCUGGAUCGCGCGCUCGGCGAUCGGGGAAGCUGCGUACUCUGGCCCGAUUCGAAGAGAUAUCUCCGAAGCGCAGACGUUGGUUCGUUAGCCCAUGGAGCUGACACGAAGGAAAGGAUUGAAGUUAUUCGCCCUCGCGACAGCGACAGCUGCUCGCAACGAGCAUCUCAGACCUUUUCCACUGUCAUUGCAUCGCGCUCCUCUGGGAAUGGCUUGGCGUCUUCUGGCGCGGAGAACUUGCAGCUGCAGCAUCUCCAAACGUCAACAUUGCCUGCAGAGCAUUCUUCUCCACAGCCUGUAUCGAACCAAAGUCAAGCCACCGACCUGCUCAUUAGCUCUCAGGAGUGUUGGGCGCGCAUUGCGCAGCUCCAGCGAGAGUUGCGUUCUGUGCUUGACGACGACGAUGCAGCCAAGGCGAAGUGGGUUGAGCUCGUAGAUGCUGUGAAUGCUGCACUAUCGCCGGACCAACAGUUUACCUUGCCUGACCCGCGAGGGGAGGUGCAAAGACAAACAUGAUUUUAAACCCGUGGAGGGAUGCAGGCUCGAGAGGUCGAUGGCAGGAUAGUGAAUCCCAGCAUGGCAGGCCACCGGAUUGCCACGUCACAACAAGGAUGUGGUUUCAUUAGCUUUAGAACACC